GCGUGAUUCGGAUCCAUUGGACCUGAUACUCUCCAGCCUUCUGUGACGGCCUUGAGGCGCCAUCACUAUCGUUCCCCUAUGUAACGCAAUAACUGCAACUCAUUGCUCUAACGAUGUCGGCCCAGUCUCCCAACUUCCCAUCUCUAUACGACAUUUCUCUUGAGCUGUCUCGCGUCGAGCACCGAGGUCCCAGGCAGCCGGGAGGAGUGUAUCUCGACAAUCUAUCAGACGUCUACAGAUUCACGUUCUAUUGGAUCCUGAUCUUUUCGACGCCCUUCUUCUUCUUAGCUGGGACAUACGCGUUCUUCAACCUCUCAUUCCCCCCGUCACAUCGACCGAAGGCAGCCGUAGAGAAGGUAUAUUCUGAAUACCCACUGUCCCCCACACUCGCGCCCUUGGCUCCGCCGACGCUGUCCAGCACCCGGCCCAAUCCUCGCCGCUCGCGCAUCACGUUCGCCCUGCUCGUUCUUCUCACGUAUGCAGUCUUCGCUGUAGCGAGCGCCGUAGUUGGGAGUGCCGUCCUAGGUUGUGUGGUAUAUGGGCUGUACAAGGCAGGAGGGUUCUCGAUGUCGACGUGGGUGCCGUUCAUAUGGGCAUUGAUACAGUCGUUGGUGGGGUUGACUGGAAUCUGGCCGUCAGUGAUUGAGAUUAUAUGAAGAGAUCUGACCUUACACGUUGACGCGCCACGCAAGGCGUUGUCUGCUGUCCCAGCUUAGCCUGCUUCGUUGUCUGCUGUCCCAGCUUAGCCUGCUUCGUUGUCUUCAUUUUGACAUCUUGAACAGAGCUAUUGUUGCUUAUGUAUAGAUGCAUCGCCAGAAGCAAUGCCUUCUAUCUUGCGAUUUGUCCGCCCUGCCGAGACUUGACAGAAGGCGUA
Molecule: messenger RNA, 874 nt
Organism: Gloeophyllum trabeum ATCC 11539
Lineage: Eukaryota; Fungi; Basidiomycota; Agaricomycetes; Gloeophyllales; Gloeophyllaceae
Exons: 3
Coding region: 114-656 (180 amino acids)
Source: RefSeq, a predicted model, not a curated record